Hemicordylus capensis (graceful crag lizard) is the source of this 4732-nucleotide messenger RNA. It is a transcript of the gene C1H1orf198, whose product is annotated as chromosome 1 C1orf198 homolog. NCBI's taxonomy places the organism in Eukaryota, Metazoa, Chordata, Lepidosauria, Squamata, Cordylidae. The record is from RefSeq and is a predicted model, not a curated record. The transcript is spliced from 4 exons. Bases 209 to 1204 code for a protein of 331 amino acids.
GAGGAGUGUGAAUCGGGAAGAGAGAAGAGGAGGAGGCGGGUCCAGGAGCAGGCGGGGAGGAGCGGAAAGGCUUAAGGCUGGGCGAGCUGAGCUUGGCUCUGUGUGUAGAGCAAAAGAGCCGAGAGCGGAGGGCGCGGCAGAACUGCUUUGCGCCCCUGUGCGUUGAGUCGCGGAGCCUGAGUGAGCGGCAGGGCCCGGCCGGCCGGCCAUGGCUUCCAUGGCUGCAGCGAUCGCAGCCUCCCGCACCGCCGUCAUGAACGGCAACCGGCCGCUGGACGAGCGGGAGCGUAAGCGCUUCAGCUACUUCUCGUCGCUGAACCCCAUGGCUCGCAAGAUCAUGGCGGAGAAGGAGCGCAUCCGCCAGCGUUACGGGCCCGAUUGGGAGAGGCUGCCGCCCCGCCAGCAGGAUGAGAUCAUUGACAAGACCCUGGUGGAGCCCCACGUUCAGGCCCGGUACGCGGCACAUCGAGGGGCCUCCAGAGACACCCCGCCCCCGGCCUGCUACCCGCAACUGAGCCUCAACACUGGCCAGAAGGUGGUGCACUUCGGCGACGAGGAUAUAACCUGGCAAGAUGAACACUCCGCUCCUUUUUCCUGGGAAACCAAGAGUCAGAUGGAGUUCAGUGUUGCUUCCCUGUCAAUACAGGAACCAGGUGGAAUGGCAUCGCAGAAUGAACAGAAACAACCAAUCAAAAUUGCUCCAGCCCCGCAGGCUACCAAACCCUCUCAAGGUGGUAAAAUGCCUAGUUCAGAUGGGCUUAUUAUACCAGCCAGGAAAGAGGAGGAGUCUUCUUUCUGGAAGAUCAAUGCUGAGCGCUCCAAGUGCGAAGGGGAACAGUCUGAAUUCCAUUCCUUAACCCCUAGCCAGAUCAAAUCAAUGGAGAAAGGAGAGAAGACCCUCCAGCCUUAUUACAGGCAAGAAUCCUGUCCGAAAGAGGCACCUAAAGUGGAGAAGCCGAAACCGGAAAAGCUGGUCACCCCAGUUCUUGCCACAACAUCAGUAGAAUGGGAAAAACCUCAACCUGGCCAGCCUUCAGUUAGUACCCUGGAGGUCCUUCCUGAACCAGCAGAAAAACUGUCAUCUACUGGGGCAAAACAUGAAGAUGUUGAUAGCGGUCUCCUUUCAGACUUUCAAACAUUUGGUCAGAUCAAUACAAAUAAUGUUAUCUUGAAGACUGGAUUCGAUUUUCUAGACAACUGGUAAAGAAACACCAAAUAACUUCAGCUCCAUAUUGGAGAAGGAAAAGGAGCAUCUCUCUCCUUCUUUAUUUUGUUUUGUUAUUGGCUUCUAUGUUUUCUUUUAAAAAAAAUAGUAAUUUUCCACUUCUUUUAAAUGUUGCCUUUGUACUAACACUUUUUGUAAAACCAGACGUAUAUUUGUAUUUUGGAAUGGUCCAGUGUUAGAAGUAUGGUGUCAGGGUGUUUGUUUUGUUGUUGUUGUUGUUUUUAAUUCUUAAAAAAUUGAUACAAGGUGAAUAGUCAUGUUGUGGAUGGACAAGAUACAUUUCCUAAUAAUUGUAUGCAUAUUAAGGACAAGGCGGGGAAAUCUGAUCAGAGAGAAAAGUGGAGGCAACUCAAGAGAGGCACCCUAUCUCACGUGUACAUUAGAGAAAAUGGCUCAUGAGCUCUGAUGUGAAUUAUUAGAGAAGAAAAUUCUGUAUAACAAGAAUCUAGGUCGAAGCUAUUGAAGCACAAAGCUCAAAUACCAAAAUUAAUCAUUUUUAUUUUCUAUGAACUAUAGAGAUAAUAAGGCUACAGAAUUUUUUUUAAAAAAAAAUUGUAUAGCUAUAUUUAGUUUGACUAGUUUAGUUCUAUUGCUGUUUACCAGAUGGCAAGAUUUUUAAAACAUCAUUACCUCAUAUUGUGGCAUGAAAUAUUUUUGAAAUGGAAACAAUGGGGAUAUUGAAAGCAGUACUUUAGUAGUACAUAAGAGCUAAAAUCAACACUAGUGUGAGUGGGGGAAAGACAGGAAAAGAAUGCAGCAUUAGGAUGUAGCUAGUCCUUUAUUUUAUUGAUUAAAAUCACUAGAUAAAAAUAUCUCUUGGAGGAGAUAUAGCUAAAAAGAAAGUAACUUAUUCUCUUGAAGCUUCUUAGCAUUCCUGAUAACAAUUUGUAGGGGUGUAGAUCACCCUUCCUCCUGCUGUAAGGCUUUGUUAUAGAAAUUCACUAUAUUUAUGACAAGCCAUUGUAAGAAUGCAGGGAUUUUUUAAAAUAACUAUUUUAAUAAAAGUGGCUUCUCUUGAUUGAGGACAUGAUUAUCUAAUUGCUGGUGCUACUUCCCUAGGUGGGAAUUGACCUCCAAGAUGUUACACGCUCUCCCUGAUGUGCUAGGCUUUCUUUUGUUUUUACUUUCAGGGAGUUCUUUACAUGGGGAAACAUUGUUCACCUGCAGUCUGAAUUGAUACAGUCCAAUCUACCGUCUUAGGCAUCUACCAUCUUAUUCUGCUGUAUGUGUAGACCAGGCCUCAUUCUUGUCUAGUGUGUUAAAAUAUACAUGAAUAGAAAGGUUAUGUCAUUUGAACUGCCAUCUUGGAAAUGCGUCAUGGUUUUCCAUUCUGCCUCAACUCUGUCUCCAUCACCUAAGCCUUAAUUCCCUUUACGCACAAAUUGUGAUCUGUCCAAUCCAAUACCAAAGGUGACUGAACUUCUGCUUUUUAACCUCAAACUGGAUUUUCAGCCCAAUACAGUAGCUCCUUGUACAUGCUCAACUGAGGAUUCCACCAACAGAGCUUGCAUUGGGCUGUAUAUCUGCAGGACAAAAAGCAAAACAUAUACCUUUUCCUUGUAUUUAAUAACCCUAGGCUAUUUGUAAGGACAGUUACAGUUGGCCUCCACCAAGUUGGCUGUAGCAAUCUUGCUUGCCAUUGUCUUGUGUGAACUAAAACCUGAAGAUUCAAGUUAUUUCUGCAUACAUUAUGUGUUACUAUUCUACUUCAGUCUGUUUCCUGUUCAGUUGGUCAGCUGCUCUCUUACUACUUUGAGGCAGAUAAUAUAUAUUGGUAAAGAUGGCCUACUCCAAUUAAGAGGCCUAUUUUCAACUCUUUGUCCCAAAGCAAGGUCCAUUAGUUGUAAUAGAAAGUAAUGUCGUGUCGGGGGCAGUAAAGAAACUUGAAAGAAAAUGCUGCUUCUGAGAGUUCAUCUACACUUUGAGCCACAUGGGCAUUUGCUGUGUUUUGAAGUAAAGUGAGAAAUGGAAAUGUGUGAUUUCCAAAUGCUCUGGGCCAAAAACUCUGGGAUUUGAGUUUUUGGCAUCUGUUUCUUUUUAGUGUGAGUUGAGAGUAUGAAUUGGAUCAGGACUGCAGGAAAGGAGUGAUUAAUUCUUUGCUCCCAUGCUGGUUCCCCAUCUUGAAUCUGUGCCCCUGAAGCUGUUAGCCCCAAAGGAGAAAAUGUAUGGGCACAAUUUGCACCACUUUUGUUUCACUUCUUGGCUAAUAGCUUGGAAUGAAUUUGGAUCAAGGCCACAGCACCAGGGAAAAUUUUACCCCCUGAUACUGUGGACCUAAUCCAACCCAGCUCCUGAUUAGUGCUUUUAAAAAAUACAUUACAUGUUGCAGUCAUGAAACACCCACAUUGCCUCUAGUUUGGCCCGUAGAUAUAUGGUGGGCACAUGCUGGACAUCUGUGAUUGGUUGCUGCUCCCUGUUACAUCUUUGGAGACGCACAUCACCUCCACACAUCAUGCUUAUUCCUGAGGGCAAACUAUGAAUUAAGUUAAACCUGUCUUGAAGAGACAGGCUUAAAACCGGAAGUCUCUCUCUUUCUGGUUUUAAGCCUAUCUGUUAAUGAAGGGCUUAAUGUAAUGGGUAGUUUAGCCCUUAGGUGGCAAACAGAUACCUUUGUGACUAAAUGCUGAUGUCAUAGCAACAUUUCUGGAGCUAUUUGACUUGCAUUACUUACAGCUCAAAACAGCAAGAGGCUGAAUAACAUGUUGCAGCACAUGAAGGUCUCUGACGUUCUGGCGACAGCUUGCGAGUGUUGCCUUGUUCUAUUACUAAGUUUACAGUUAUUAAAGUUCACUUUAAUACUUGUGGGGGGAAAUUCAGAAAGUCUUUUUUUUAAAAAACUGUUCGCCAGUUAAAAACUAACCAGUCUAGAAAAGCUGAGCUUCAAAGCUAAGCUUGAGCACAAGUUCUACUUGCAUAAGAUAUUUUCUGAGUUGCACUUUUUGGGAAUUUGAAGGAGAUUCUUUACAAUCGUAUCAAAGCAGAAAGAUGUAAAGUGUGAAUUUUACAACUCAGGUUCUAUUUUUUAUUGGCUGACAAACUUUAAUAAUUGAGCAUUUUCAAUUUAACAGACAAAUACUGUAACUUUCCAUAUUUGUUGGCUCACAGGAGAGAAUGUUCUAAGGCCAGGAGAAGCAUCUUUUAAAGAUCUCUUUUUCAGAUAGAAGUUUGAUAAACUGGUCGGAUCUGUGCUCUAUCUCUUUGUGUUCCCUUUCAGACUCUUCGCUCUUACAUACAGGGCAUAGUCCUACCAAUGUGCUCUUCCACAGUUCCUCUCUAUUUCCAUGGGCUUGUGCAGAAGAGCUUCUCAUUGGAACUGGCCAGCAUGUUUGCUGCAGAGCCUGUACUUGCCCCAUUCAGAUAUCCCUUUAUUGUGCUUUGAUGGCUAAACCUGAUGCUUCUCCCUUUCUUAGAUAUAUUUUCACCAAAGUUCACUUUCAGACUUGUACUUGGUCAAAUUUUAUAUACAAUUUCUUCUUAAUUAAAAUCAUUUGAAGUAUGGUAGACCAA